This is a messenger RNA of Cercospora beticola, 4483 nucleotides long. RefSeq names its product hybrid sensor histidine kinase/response regulator. The record is from RefSeq and is a predicted model, not a curated record. NCBI's taxonomy places the organism in Eukaryota, Fungi, Ascomycota, Dothideomycetes, Mycosphaerellales, Mycosphaerellaceae. Gene Ontology annotation, molecular function: protein binding; phosphorelay sensor kinase activity. Gene Ontology annotation, biological process: phosphorylation; phosphorelay signal transduction system.
CCCAGCCCAGCCCAGCGCCAGUAUCCGGCUCCGACUGCUGCCCGCGGAGAGCUCUCCAUUGUUGUGCCCGUGCCUGACCCACUGUCGUCGCACUACCUCUCCUACUGACUUCUCCCUGCUCUGCGGCGCUGCUCACCACGUUCUAGAUCUGCCCUCCUCCGCACAUGUGCUGAAAUCGCCGCGCCGCCCCUCCUCAUGCUCUGAAGCCGCCCGCGACGCCGCCCGCGGCAUCAUGUCGACCCUCCAAGAGCGCGAGACCCAGCGCUACUACCAGCCAUGGCUGGCCGCCCACGGUUCGAGUCUGAAUGUCGCCAAGCACGUCGAUUCCAUCGCCCAAUUCCACUUGCAGAAACAAGGCUAUCAACCCAAAACCUCGCGUGACAAAGCCAUCACCGCGUUCGCCCAGCUGGUUUCCCUGCGCCUCGACGUGAAGCGAUGCAUGGUAUCGCUGAUUGAUACCACAAAUCAGUACAUCCUCGCCGAGGCCACGCGCUCCUAUUCGGCCGCGAAGAAUGAGGGCAAGGAUGGCGACGAACUCUGGCUGGGGAGCACCAUUCUGUCUCGCCCAGACGCCGUGUGCGAACAUUGUAUGUUCAAUACAUGCUCUGCGCCUGAGGAAGAUGGCCGAAUGUACCACACCAAGGGUCUCAUUGUGCCCGACUGCCGGCUCGAUGAUCGCUUCAAGGACCGCUCAUACGUUGUUUCCGAGCCCGGCGUACGAUUCUACGCCGGCGUGCCACUGUACUCGCGCAACGGGAUUAUGAUUGGAACCAUAGCGGUAUCGGAUGUCGAGCCUCGCGCCGGUCUAACGGCAGAGCAGUUGCGCCUGUUGCAAGAGACUGCCCAAAACGUCAUGGAACAUCUUGAAUGGGCGCGAGACCGCGUGGAUCGCUUCAAGGGAGAUCGCAUUGUGCGAGGCAUGGCCUCUUUCAUCGAAGAUUGCGCUGCGAAUCACGAUGGGCCUGCUCGAGACGCUUCAGCAGAACCAAAAGCAGCAGACUCUGGAGAGAGGCCGACCAACGCUUCAGCAACCAGACCGAAGUCGAGGCAAUCGCAAAGGCCUGCAUUGGUCAGCAGGAAGUCCACCAGGAACGCUGGCUCCAUGGGCGAAGGGCGAAGAGACGGCAUGACUCGCAUAUUUGCUGCGGCUGCGGACAUCCUGCGCGAAGCGACUCUCGCUGAUGGCUGCGCCUUGUUUGGCGCCACAGCAGAUAGUGGCCGUACACCGAACAUCAGAGCAACCCCGCACAAUCUGGACGGGGUGACGCAGAACCACACAGGGACAAUGUAUGGCCAGGCAUCACCAAGCUCAGACUCUGGAGGACAUGAGAACACGUCAGAUUCCGACUCGACUCCGGCCUCGAGACCCUGCAAGAUCCUCUCCUUUGCGGUUGCAGACGAGCAGGCUCGAGCCGGAAUCGAGACUGGUACUGCCUUGACACUCGCUACUCUAGAAAAGUACUUUGCGUUGUACCCGCAGGGCAAGACGUUCUCAUUCACCGAAGAGGGCGCUGGCAUAUCAUCUGAAGAAGAAAGUGACGCCGUUGCGAGUGCAACAGAAGCAGAGCCUUCGACAGUUUCAAACAGUGAUGGUCAGACUGCUGCAGGCAGAGGUCGGGUGCGCCAUCGACGGAUGGACCACAAAGAGCUUCUCAAGAAAAUACCCGGUGCGAAGACGGUCAUAUUCCUUCCCCUUUACGAUCACGCAGAGGAGAGAUUGAUUGCAGGUAUAUUUCUCUGGACUUCAGUAACGGGCAGGAUGCUUCAAGACUCUGACCUGGCAUACCUUCGUGCGUUUGGCAACUGCAUCGUGAGCGAAGUUAUUCGAUUAAACAUGCAGAGAAAUGAAGCUGCCAAGACGACCUUCAUUGCGUCCAUGUCACAUGAACUCCGCAGUCCACUUCAUGGCAUUCUGGGCGCAGCAGAAUUCCUGAUGGACACCGUGAAUGACUCCUACCAGUCCGGGCUCGUCACCUCUAUCGUCACCUGCGGUAGGACCUUGCUCGAUACGCUCAAUCACGUCUUGGACUACAGCAAGAUCAACAAGUUGGGCCGCACGCAAAUGCGGAGGCGGGCAAAACAGAACAAGCCGAUCAACUUGGCUUCCGACUCGACGCUGGAGAGCUUGAAUAUUACUGCCGACAUAGACCUCGGUAUUCUUGUGGAAGAAGUCGCCGAGGCCGUCACUGCUGGGCAUACGUUCAAGCGACUUCCAGACUCCGCUUCUCUCUCCAAUGCCCAACAGGGCGGGACAGCGGGAGAGCCAACUGACACGUUGACUAGCGCCAAUGCCUCUGGGCUGGCCGCUGGACAUGUUAUGGUACUUCUGGACAUAUCGCCCCGCCGGUCAUGGCUCGUUCGCAUCCAACCCGGUGCUUUGCGAAGAAUCGUCAUGAACUUGUUGGGAAACGCACUCAAAUAUACCUCCGAGGGGUUUGUAGCUCUCUCCCUACGAGCACAAGAGAGCGCAGACCACACACGAACAAAAGCGCUCAUCCGGAUCGUGGAUUCGGGCAAGGGCAUGUCGGAGUCAUUUCAGCGCGAUCGCCUUUUCGUUCCCUUCUCGCAAGAAGACCCCUUCCAGCCCGGUACAGGUUUGGGACUAAGUAUAGUUAAGCAGAUCGUCGAUUCUCUCGGUGGGAGAAUCGAUGUCAAGUCUGAACAAGGAGUAGGUACCGAGAUUGAUGUUCAUCUGAGCCUGCCAACGGCCACAGCGUCCAGUCUAGGUCAAUCAGAAGGAAACAGUAACGGCACCGCUUCCGGCGACUCACAGGAUGUUGUGGUCGAUCUUGAAAUGGUACGCAUUGAACAGAGGACUCGGGGUCGACAUCUCGUCAUUCUUGAUCCUUUUGCCACUAAACAGAGCCGACUGCCCACAAGUCCGUCGUCUAGAUUCACGCAAACGUUGCGCGAAAUCACCUCAAGCUGGUUUGGCAUGAGAGUGUCCCACAGCACCGAGAUGAACAUUGCAGACGCCGACAUUUAUGUUUUCUGUGAGCCUCCGCCCGUUGAGAAGUUACGCGAGCAGAAUCGUGUCAUGGAUGAACUGGCGCGAAACGGGAAGCUGGAGCGUGACGAGCGAGAAGUUCCUAUUAUCAUCGUGUGCAUGAAUGACCAAGACGCUGUCAACAUGACUCGGACUCAGCAAAACACGCUGCGCGAUUUGGGCCGGAUCGUCGAGGUUAUUCCGCAGCCCUGCGGGCCUCGUAAACUGGCCAAGACAUUUGACCACUGUCUUCGCAGAGCCGAAGAAGUGAGACAUGGGCGCGAGGAGUCCGGCGAGAGCGUCCCUACCUCGCCGACAAUCGACAAGGACAGCGAAGUCCCCCCACAGGACAAAGUUACGCAACAACAGCAACACCCAGCGGCGAGCGCACAAGCCGAAGAAAAGCCACGCCACAACAUGGACGACCUUCGGAAAACUGUCAGUGCCGCCGUGUCGUAUCCCAGAGCACCACCUAUUGAUCCUAGCACGCCCUCCCUACAGUCGCCCGAGGAGCAACAGAAUAAGCAACUCCGAGGUCCGUUGCAGGAACGCUCGAGACCGCCACUCGAUAAGAACGAUAGCGGCCGGACCAUCGUACCAGAUAAGAAGGGGCCGUCUCCUCACUUGCUCCUUGUGGAUGACAACAAAAUCAACCGCCAGCUGCUAGUCAUGUUCAUGAAAAGAUGCAACUUCACCUAUCGCGAAGCCGAAAAUGGCCAGGAGGCCUUGGACGUGUAUAAAAAAAGCGCUGCGCAAGCUCUUGUAGACGCGCCUUCGACGACGACAAGUCUCGACGAUCACGAUCAGAAAUCAGAGACAGAAAUCUCCAUCUCCGAACUCAGAAAAGACAGCACGUCGAGCAGCGGUACUCUUGACAGCGUCAAUACUAGUGCUAGUACGAGAAGUAAACCUGCUCCGUUCAAUUUUGUCCUCAUGGAUAUUAGUAUGCCGGUCAUGGAUGGCAUGGAGAGUACGAAGUGCAUACGUGCCUUUGAAAAGGAAUAUGGGCUAAAGAAGAGUACUGUUAUUGCCCUCACGGGUCUUGCGAGUGAGAAGGCGAGAGAGGAAGCUGAAACAGUUGGAAUCGACGUUUUUCUGCCGAAGCCGGUCAAGUUUAAGGAGCUCAGGACUUUGCUGGAAAUGGAGAGUCGAGGGGACGUGAAGGCUAGUGUGGCAUGAUCGACAGCGCGCAGAGCUGGUUGCAGAUGGAUACUUUCACGCAUUGCGAAGGCGUUCUGGACUUCUAUUGAUCUUAAAGAAGCAUGUGCUUGCAUUGAGCGAUUGGAUGCUCUCUUUUGGAAAAACCUGGAAUACAUUUGGGAAUGUACGGCACAUAACGGCCUUGUGGCGUGGCGUGGCGUGGCGUGGCGUGGCGUGGCGUGGCGUGGCAAUAGGGUCGGCGGUAGAGCUGCAGCAGCGGCUCAUAUUGCUCUAGGCGGACAUGCAUUCUAUGGCAACCUGAGGCAUGAUAAUGAUACCCGGAGACGAUGAUGCGGA